GGUGUCCCACAUGACUCACAGCAACACAAAAUGUUGCUCCAUCAUCAUACUAUCACUUCCCAUUUGUGUUGGUCAUGUUCAUUUCCAUUUGCUCAUUUGACUGUAAACUCUGAGAACCUUUGCAGUUUGAGCUAUAGGCCUACAACAUCUACAGCGGGUAUUGAUGAGUUGUAUCGACAUUCUGAGAUUGGAAAGUUGAAAACAGCCAGUUGUGGCAGCCCAACAGUUACUGAGUGUGCUAAGAGGCUGAAAGUCUUGUAGUAAGACUUUAAAAACAUUGUUGCCAACGGGUCUUGAUUAUGUCAAUGUCUUGGAUUACUUAAUGUAAAUAACUUGGAGACAUUAAAGAAAAAUUAAAUUCUUGAUUAGAAAAGAUCAACGAAACAAUUCACGAGUAACGCUUACAGAAAAAUGGCUUUUGGAGAUCAGAAAAACGUAAACAAAACCUUCUACAUAAAUCUACUUUGUAUAUUACAGCUACUGAUAUAUGCCGGUGAAGGGUACCCCAAUGGUGCUCCGACGUCAGUAUGUGACAAUCUGCUACCGAUCCAUGAUAGUAUUCUACCUCAAACUUCUGAUGUACCGUACACAAUUCAGCUAGAACCUGAUCAGUUUAAACCUGGAGAUAAAAUUAAAGUUUCUAUUGUUGAUCCUAGAGGGAAAUCACUUAAAGGACUGGUCAUAGGAGCUUACAUGAAAUCUGGUAGAUUGCUCAGUGUUGUUGGUCAGUUUCUUCAGUUUCCUACAGACAAACUAAAGCCGCUAAAGUGUACAGCUGGACAAAUGAAUAAUACAUUGACUCAUUCGAAUGACAUUAGCGUACAUAAUGUGUCACUGUUAUGGGAAGCACCCCACGUGAACACUGGUGACGUUAUUUUCAGGGUUACAUUGCUUGAAAACUUCCAAACUUUCUGGACUGAUGUUCGCCUGACUCUGAGAGCAAUCGAGGAUGUAAAUGAGACGAAACCCACCGGACAAGAGGUAACUGACACUGUUUUAUCAAUGCCCCCCAUUGACUUUGAGAGCUGCGGAGAUUCCAAAGGCUGUUUCCUGUAUCCUCGCUACUGCUCCGGGUCAGGCUGUUUGGCUGCUUUCACUUACUCUUACCGCAGUAACACUAGCGAGUUUCUUUUCGAACUGAUGUCUCAAGCAGAACAGAAUUAUAUUUCCCUAGGAUUUUCAAAAGAUUUGAUAAUGGGAGGGAAUGAUGAAACUUUUACAUGUGUCUCUGUGUAUAACACAAGCGCUGUACAACAUGGCUAUAACCCUGGACACUAUAACAUCUUCAAGAAUUCUAUCACAGAGUACGGGAUUUUGUCUCAAGACGGAACAUUGCAGUGUCGAUUCUCUAUUCCUGUCAACACAUCGAUACAAGACAUUGAAGCAUCAACAGUGUACUCCCACUUUAACGAGACAUUUGUACAGCUAGCAUGGGGCUCAGCCAUGCCUAAUCGAUUGGUCAUUUUCAAACACGAGGACAUGCCCCCACAGUCGGAUGUGCCAAUAAACUUACGAGAACGUUCAAUUCACAGAGGAUCAGCGUUUCCAUUUCUGGUUCGUUCCCAUUGUGUUUUAAUGACAGUUUCUUGGGUUUUAAUGUGUGGAAUGGCUAUUGCUAUAUCAAGAUAUUUUAAAGACUUUCUGCCAGAUGUCAAAGUUGCCAACACAAAGGUUUGGUUUCAGCUGCACAGAGGGCUAGCCUUGACAAUUGUCAUAUUGACCACAGCUGGUCUUAUCUGUGUGUUUGCUCACUAUGGAUCCCGGAUCAGGCAGGCUGCAGUGCCACACUCGUAUGUUGGUCUGGCUGUAGUCACAGCUGCUUAUGUUCAGAUGUUGAGUGGUCUGUUUAGGCCGUCGCUUGACCAUCCAGCACGUUGGGUCUUCAACUGGUGUCAUCGUUUGCUGGGUCUGUCUAUACACGUUUUAACAGCUGCAACGAUCUAUCUCGCUUUCAAGAUCCAUUAUUUCCCCAGAGAUUUAAAAAACCUUGGGAUAAUCUCUGUGUCAUGUUGGGUUGCAAUUCAACUUGUCUGGGUUUUAGUUUUCGAAAUAGUCUCUUACUACAAACGCAAGCAACAAGCUUUAGACUCUGAGACUCAAGCGAUGCUGACAAAUGUUGACACCCAGACUACAUCCACCAAACUUGACUGGUUAUUGCUGACACUUUACGUGAUCUCUAUGUUGGUUUGCUGUUUAUUUAUUGCUCUAACGUUUCUGUCCUAUUAAUGUUUAAAUUGCACUUUUUAUAUUAGAACUUGAGAAAUGUUUGAACAGACUUGAUUGAAGAUGACUUCGAAAUCACUUUAAUAAAUGCAAACUAAACCGUGUGAAUAUUAAUACGAUUAGCCGACAAAAAGUAGUUUGAAUGAAAAAAAUUGAGCUGACCUCAAUUUAGACUUUGGUCUUUCUUUAUUAGUGUUCUAAACAAAUUCCUAGAAGCCACAUUAAUUUACGAACUUUUCUUACAAUAUUAUGUCAAUCUAAGGUCUUAACUUAUUACAAUGCAAAGAUAUUUAUUUUCUUGCCGACUUGUUGAGUCCAGCUCUCCUCUUCCAAUACUCAGUAUGUGUGUGUGUGUGUGUGUGUUGCUGUUUUUAAAGGAGAAAAAUUAAUAUGAGGAGUUGGGGGGUGGGGGUCAGAAUGUACACAGAACAUAAGGGUCAACAUUAUGUCGAACUAUUUGUUAUGUACACUUAUAGCAUGUCAUGUAAUGUUCCAUAUAUUUUAGUGGUAAUAUAAUUUACUUGUUUCCAGGAUAUAGGAAUAGUGAUUUGUCUUUUCCGGUUCAAUUUGUUUUAAAAUUGCGUUUUUGUAUUAAGACAAGACUCAAGAUGAAUUUGUUUGAAUGUGUUAACAAUAUGAUGAUAUUAUUUGCCAUUUUAAUGUAUUUAUUUCGCAGAUAUUUGUAUGUUCCAAGUUGUACUAAACUUUAUAAUGAAUUUAUUUUUCAAUUCAGUAUCACAAAAAUAAAACUGAAAUUUCAUA
This is a messenger RNA of Biomphalaria glabrata, 2985 nucleotides long. Its product is annotated as putative ferric-chelate reductase 1 homolog. The record is from RefSeq and is a predicted model, not a curated record. Bases 412 to 2226 code for a protein of 604 amino acids. Gene Ontology annotation, molecular function: oxidoreductase activity, acting on metal ions. The transcript is spliced from 15 exons. Lineage: Eukaryota; Metazoa; Mollusca; Gastropoda; Planorbidae.